Molecule: messenger RNA, 1143 nt
Organism: Rhagoletis pomonella (apple maggot)
Lineage: Eukaryota; Metazoa; Arthropoda; Insecta; Diptera; Tephritidae
Exons: 2
Coding region: 1-1143 (380 amino acids)
Source: RefSeq, a predicted model, not a curated record
AUGGCAGAACGUUUAUCAAGGGAUAAAUUGACAAAUGCUUUGAGGAGCGCAGGCGUGGAUUUUCCUCAGUUUGCUACCACUGCGCAAUUAAAGAGGCUAUAUCACCAGGUUGGCUUCGAGGACAUGUGCGGUGCUGAUGACACUACUUUUGCUGGGAGAUUGGCAAAAAGCCGCGAUGAUGAAGCGAAUGCGCCCCCCGCUUACGUACUUCGAGAUAUUGUUGAUAAAACGCUAAUUACUGCAGCUGAUGCCGUUACCAAUACUGCUAGUGGCGCUUAUACUAAUGAUGGCGAUACUGAUGCCGUCGCCAAUUCCACUGCCUCUGCUGCUGCCGUUGCUGAUCCUGCUGCCGUUACCGAUUUCGUCGCUGAAACUAAUACUGUCGAUAUUGCUGCUGUUUCCAAUUCCAUUGUUGCUGCUGAUCCUGAUGCCGUUGCUAAUUCUGCCGCUGCUGCUGUUACCGCCAUCAAUAAGGAAAAUGUUGAUACCGCGGUUUGUAUGAGAAACGCUGCUGCUAUUGUGGGAGGCCGAGGUGUUGACGUAAACUGCAAUUAUGAUGACGACGCAGCUUUAGACCAUGAAUUGCAGAAGCUUAAGAAGAAACGCGAAAUACUCGAGUUACAGCGACAAAUCCAGCAAUUAGAGGCCACAGUGUUUUCUCAUCAGCAAUCACAAUUAGUAGAGCAACAACAGCACCAGCUUCAAACGCACCAAUGCGCAUUCAACGACACUAGCACAAUUGCCGAUAUCAUUGAUGCAUCUGCAUUAGAAGCAGUCACUGGAGAAGCUAUUUUAAGUGCUGAUAUUGCAUCAACCAGUCAACAACAACCACAUAACCAGCAGCAGCAGCAGCGUUCUCAAGAUCAAGAACAGCAACCGGAAAGUUUGAGCGGUGCUCAAUGCUCCUUUUUGAGCGUAAUAGGAGAAGUUCCAGCUGGUAGUAGCGCAUUAACAGAACGAAAUAAAAUAUCUCCAACAUCACUGCCAUUGCUGCUGCAGGAGGAAGAAGACGAAGAAGCGGACACAGGCAACGAGGCUAGAGCAUCGAAGUCACCCGCAGCAGUGGCGGCAUCAGCAGCGACCGCAGCAGUAGCGCUAACAUCAACAACAAUCUUAGUUUUACUGGUGAGCUGUAUUGUAUAA